Messenger RNA from Schizosaccharomyces cryophilus OY26, 1349 nucleotides. Its product is annotated as COP9/signalosome complex subunit 7a. Bases 368 to 979 code for a protein of 203 amino acids. The record is from RefSeq and is a predicted model, not a curated record. Gene Ontology annotation, cellular component: COP9 signalosome. The transcript has a single exon. Lineage: Eukaryota; Fungi; Ascomycota; Schizosaccharomycetes; Schizosaccharomycetales; Schizosaccharomycetaceae.
CACUUUUUGAGGUGUUGGUACCCAUCGUGAGUACCAGGUUCUCAACAAACAAAACCUGAGAAAAAGCUUGUUUCAGUUCCGGUUUACUUGAAUUGAUUUUGUUUUGCAAUUCAAUUGGGGAAUUAAUUCGAGGUUACUGGUUUUAUUUACUCAGACAGGUAGGGUACAUCUCAAAUGUUUGUUUGAACCAAGAAAGUGUAUCCAAAGAUUUCAAUCCAUUAAUUUUUCCCUUCCAUUAACUGAAUUUUUAUUUGUCCAUAAUUCAUGAGUUGCAUUGGCCUCUGAAAGCUCCUGUAUCUAGAAACAACACAGUGAAUAUCAUACAUUAUAAAAAUAUACUAUACUAUAUAUUUAUUUAAGUUAGGAUAUGGAUCAGAAGAUUUUAGCCGCAAUUGAUGAUCCCAACGUAUUCUCGUUUGAGUCCUUGUGGCAGGAAUGCCAAGCGACACAAGAUACUGUGUCCCCAGCAAUAUAUCAACUCUUGAGCACGUUCUACAAAGGAUCGACGAAAGAUUGUUCAUCGGAUUGGAGCCAGGAACGAGUAGACAAGCUACAACUUCUGUCGCUGGUAGAUGCUGCUGUACGGUGCACAGGUUCUAGCAUUUCCUAUGAGGAUUUGUGGAAACAGUUAAGAUUAGAUGAUUCCCUUGUCCCAAAAGAAAAGGAUUUUAUUCUUGAACAAUACUUGAUCCAAGCAAUGAUGAAUCAAAUCCUCGUUGGAAAAAUUAACUCACAGUCGCGGAUGCUCCAUGUGUCAUGGGCCAUGGAACGAAGUUUGAAUCAUCACCGAAUUGAAGAAAUGAAACAGACUCUCUCAAAAUUUAUUCUACGUUGUUCGGAAGUCUUUCCUAAAACCGAUAUGCAUCCUCCAUUGACCAAAUCAUUUAAACGUGCGAGCCGGCUGUCUAGUGGUGACGGCAUGGAUCACUAUACAUCGGACAAACGUGCUCGAGCGGACGAUAGUUCCAUGGAAGAGUGAAGGCUGUUUCCCUACUUUCAAUUGUUCAACCUCUUUUGUAUGUUAAUAUACUAUGUAGAAAGUCGCAUCCAAGGAAUCUUUGUAACGUCUUUCUUUGCAGUAAAUGUCUACUUCAUUUGAAUGAAGACUUCGUAGUGCACUGAUAUCGAAACGAACACUCAUAUCCACCAUAUUUUAUUUUUUUGAUUUCUAGGUUUUUCUGCACCUAAAUUACACUCAAACAUACCUAUUCGAGAGUAACAACAACUUAUUUAAAACUUAACUUAUCUUUGGAGUAGUUCUAUUGUUGCGUUUUUCACUUUUUUCAAUGAACCUGUGCUACUUCACUACUGGAUAAACAAAACAAAAAAAAAAAAAAAAAAAAAAGUAA